Molecule: messenger RNA, 1510 nt
Organism: Zea mays
Lineage: Eukaryota; Viridiplantae; Streptophyta; Magnoliopsida; Poales; Poaceae
Cellular component (GO): membrane
Molecular function (GO): glycosyltransferase activity
Source: RefSeq, marked validated
AGAUCUGGUACGUGCCGCCCCUCGAUUUGGCGCGCUCGAUCCGGCCUCGUGGUGCUGGUGAUAUGCCAGUCCCUAACUCAAAUCUGGGAGGUUCCACUGAAGCGAGAUUGUAGUCGCGAAUCGCGGGCGCCGAGAUGCAGGCGCGUGUGGCGUCCAUGGAGGACGUGAAGGAGGCGCGGCAGGCGGCCAUGGCGGCGGGGCAGGGGAGGGUGCUUCCCUCGGGGAUGCUCAAGGUGUUCCUGGGGUUCCUGCUGCUGGCCGUGGGGCUGUCCGCCGUCGGCAUGUACAUGGCGCGGCACGCGGUGGCGGCGGCCGCGCCCGCGCUAUUCCGCCCGUGCCUGAGCGGCUCCUCCGCGGAGGAGGAACCCGAGGGGCUGGAGCGGUGGACGCGGCCCCCAGCGCGCGUAGAGCACGCGAUGACGGAUCAGGAGCUGCUCUGGCGCGCGUCGUUCGCGCCGCGGGUGCGCGGAUACCCGUUCCGCCGCGUGCCCAAGGUGGCCUUCAUGUUUCUCACGCGAGGCCCGUUGCCGCUCGCGCCGCUCUGGGAGCGAUUCUUUCGUGGGCACGAGGGGCGCUACUCCAUCUACGUGCACGCGUUGCCAUCCUACCAUGCCAACUUCACCUCUGAAUCCGUCUUCUAUCGGCGCCAAAUUCCCAGUAAGGUUGCAGAAUGGGGUCAGAUGACCAUGUGUGAUGCUGAGAGACGCCUACUUGCCAACGCUUUGCUGGACAUAUCCAACGAGUGGUUUGUGCUUGUGUCUGAGUCGUGCAUUCCUAUAUUUGAUUUCAACACAACAUACAGGUACUUCCGGAACUCAAACCAAAGCUUUCUCAUGGCGUUUGAUGACCCUGGACCUUAUGGACGGGGAAGAUACAACUGGAAUAUGACCCCUGAGGUCGAACUCGACCAAUGGCGCAAAGGCUCACAGUGGUUCGAAGUACACAGAGAGCUUGCCAUUGAAAUUGUGAAGGACACGGUCUAUUAUCCAAAAUUCAAGGAGUUCUGCAGGCCCCAUUGCUAUGUUGAUGAGCACUAUUUCCCCACAAUGCUGACGAUUGAAGCUCCAAACCGCCUGGCUAACAGAAGUGUCACUUGGGUGGAUUGGUCAAGAGGUGGUGCACAUCCAGCCACGUUCGGCAGGGGCGAUAUCACGUUGGAGUUCCUGAGGAGAGUCCGCGAGGGACGGACAUGUCUACACAAUAACCAGAACUCAACGAUGUGCUUCUUGUUUGCGCGUAAGUUCGCUCCAAGUACAUUGGAGCCGUUGUUAGAGCUAGCGCCUACUGUGCUCGGUUUUGGUUGAUGGCUGUGUCAGUCUGAAGAGGUGCCGUCUGUAAUUUUGAUAUUAGAUCAUUGUAGGAUUACACGCUCGCUUGGAGACAUGGGCUCAGAUUGAUGGAUGGAAACGUAUAGUGUCCCCCCUCCGCUUGUUCAUUAUACAUAAAUCUGUUUUGUUUUUGUACAGUAAUGGCGUGUUUAGAGGCAUAUGUACUUACCUCAGUUCACAUG